This is a messenger RNA of Exophiala aquamarina CBS 119918, 1356 nucleotides long. RefSeq lists its product as uncharacterized. Bases 1 to 1356 code for a protein of 451 amino acids. The transcript has a single exon. Gene Ontology annotation, biological process: methylation. The record is from RefSeq and is a predicted model, not a curated record. Gene Ontology annotation, molecular function: methyltransferase activity; nucleic acid binding. Gene Ontology annotation, cellular component: mitochondrion. Lineage: Eukaryota; Fungi; Ascomycota; Eurotiomycetes; Chaetothyriales; Herpotrichiellaceae.
AUGCGCUAUUGUCGCGACCUUCCCUCCGCUCGAAACGAACUUCGAUGGUUGAAGGAACAUGCCCGCGAUCUUGCGGCCACUAGAGUGCUCCGGAAUUGCUCGUCAGCUACACACACACCUCCUGUAGCGCACAAGAAGAAGACCAAGUCACCAAAGACGCUUACAAAUUUCCACGAUGUCGAAGCGAUUCAAAAUAAAAUACUCUCCCGAUUGGUGUGGCAGAGAUCUCGUGGAAAGCCGUUGCAGUACAUCCUUGGGACCCAACCGUUUGGCGAUCUUGAAAUUAAAUGCCACGAGGGUGUCCUGAUCCCCCGGCCAGAAACAGAAACAUACACGGAACAAAUAGGCAAGAUCUUGUCCGAUCGUAUCCUCGAUGUGAAAAACGAUCUAGCUAACAAGAUCUGCCAACGCAAACGCAUUCGCAUUCUUGAUUUGUGCACGGGGACGGGAUGUAUAGCGCUUCUCCUUCAUUCUCUCCUCAAGCCACCGCCGGGGACGAUGGCUCCGUCUUCCGUCCUAUCAAAGACAGAGCUCGGUAUAGAAGUCGUGGGGCUGGACAUUUCCGACCGAGCUGUCGAACUCGCACGUUUGAACUUGAAGCACAAUGUCGAGAAAAGGCUUUUGCAUCCAGAUGCUCGCAAAGACAUUCACUUCGCCACCCGCGACAUCCGAGAAAUCGAUGUCGUUCCAGGCAAAACAUCUCUUGAGACGGUGGCCAGGGGAGACCGCGAAACCAGGGUCUACCUCAAUCCUGAGCUAGAGAACCAAAGUCUCAUAGAUGGGUCUUGGGAUGUAGUCAUCUCGAAUCCGCCAUAUAUAUCGAGCAAGGAACUCACUGGACCUGGUUCGGUCGAGAAGAGCGUGCGCAAGUACGAGCCUAGACUGGCAUUGGUACCACCUGACGACGAUGACUGUGGUCCCCAGGACCGCAGCUCACCUGACCUGUUCUACCGACUACUUGUAAAAGUUACACGCAAAGUGGAUGCGUCGCUUCUGGUCAUGGAGGUCGGAGAUUCGGAACAGGCGAACCGUAUUUUGAGGCUCGCGCACAGGGAGCUCUCACACGGAGCCAACGAGGCCUUGUUCGAGUCGUGGCGGGAUAACGGCUCGGUGAGACAAAACAAUCACUUAGGAGGCCUUGGGCAUGAUCCAGAGAAGAGGACAGUUGCGUCCGAAGAGGGAAUAUCCGAUCGAGUGGUUGUCUACUGGCGGGGUGACUGGGCUCGCUGGCGACGUGAUACUUCUACGCCUCCAAUCGCGAAGAACAAUCAACCAGCAAUGUGUGGCCCUGAGAAGAUUAAGAUAGAUGCGUCAAGACAAGGAAUCACACCGUUGGCGAACCAAGCAACCCAUUAG